Molecule: messenger RNA, 2275 nt
Organism: Lotus japonicus
Lineage: Eukaryota; Viridiplantae; Streptophyta; Magnoliopsida; Fabales; Fabaceae
Product: protein IQ-DOMAIN 29-like
Exons: 7
Coding region: 284-1975 (563 amino acids)
Molecular function (GO): protein binding
Source: RefSeq, a predicted model, not a curated record
AGAAGAGAAUCUAUGACGUUACUUUUCAGUUUUUAGCCAUACUCUCUUUCUCUCUCUCAGAUGCUCUUUAUCUUCAUUUCACAUGCUCUUGUCGCUCUUCACUCACUCACUCACUCACUCACUCACUCUAUUAUACUACUGCAAAUCACUGCAACCAAAACCGGAAACUUUCUUCUUCAUUCUCACCCUUCCCUCUACCCCCAAUCCACAUUUCUUCAGCAUUGGACGAUUAGGAUUUUGAUGCUUGAGUUUUGUGCUUUGUAAAACAUUGAUCUUUGCUGUUAUGGGGAAAGGACGAAGUCCUGGGAAAUGGUUCAAGAACUUACUCUUGGGGAAGAAGAAAUCAUCAUCCAAGUCUAAUUCAUCAAAGAAUGAUGAUAUUUUUAAACCUUCAAGUAACAAGGAUGUGCUGGGGUCUUCUGAGGUGUCCGUGUCGGCUCAAACUGUGGAUUCUUUGAUCAUAUCCGCACCUCUAUCUGGAACUAAUGCUACUCAAGGAGUGGUUUCAGAAAAGGAAGUAGUUAGCAGGCCAUCGAAUGACAGGGAUGUUCUUUCAAAUGGAGAUAAAGAGGCUCAUGCUCAGCCUAUUGCUAAUGUGGAAACUAAAGAGGAUCUCGAGAAACUCCAGCUUACAGAAGCAGCUAUAAAACUUCAGGCUGCCUGUAGAGGCUAUCAGGCUCGUCGAGCAUUUCAAACACUCAGAGCUAUCACACAACUGCAAGCUCUUAUCCGUGGCCACCUGGUUAGAAGGCAAGCUGUUUCUGCAUUAUAUUGUGUGAAAGGAAUUGUUAAAUUUCAAGCAUUGGCUCGCGGUUACAAUGUUAGGCGUUCUGAUUUUGGGCUUGCAGUCCUGAAAAUUCGAAAGGAUACUCAAUGUUCAAAUUCCACUGGGCUAGUUACAUCUACACAAGCAGAGAAGCUGUCAGACAGUGUCUUUAUCCAGAAGCUUUUGGCUUCAUCUUCCAAUGUACUUCCUCUAUCCCUCAAUGGUGAUCUUGGAGAACCUAACUUGGCUUGGAAGUGGCUUGACCGCUGGACAAGGUCACACUUUUGGAAACCUCUUCCUAAGUUAGAGAAGAAACUUGACUCAGUGUCUAAAGAAAAAAAUAGAAGUGGUCAAACAGUUGAGAAGGGACAAGUUAAAAGAAAUACCCGGAAAUCUCCUGCUGCGAAAGCUGAAGAUAGCUCAAUUUCAGGUUCUAACAAAUUUAAACAGCGUCCAAAGAAGGAUGCAAUUGCAAACCACUCGGUGCCUCCAUCUCAGGAACAACCACAUAAGGAAAUUGAUAAAACUAGUCUUAAGAAAUCUCGCAUGCAAAAUGGUUCGGACAGGCCUGAGGCUGUUAAUGAGAAAAGAAAACAGACCACCACUAGGAAAAUUUCAGAUCAUAUUGUUACUGAUCUUUCAGAGCAGGGUCCAAAUGCCUCUUCAGAGAAAGUGAAAGAUUCGACAGCGCCAAAGUCAAAAGAGUCUGGGUCUGACAAAAGUCUUGAACAGCAAGCAAAAGAAGAGAAUAAUAAUGAACCACUUAAGGCUCCUAUUACUGUCUUGCAGACUAGUGUGCAGAAUGGCGGAGAUGAUAAAAUUCAAGGAGUUAAUGAAGACUUGAAUGAUGGUGACAAAAUUAUCAGCAACAAUUACCAAAGAAGGGCCUCAUUACCUGCCAAUUUUAAUGAUAAGGAUAAUGAGUUGCAUAACACUCCAAGACUGCCCAGUUAUAUGGCUCCUACUGAAUCUGCUAAAGCUAGGCUAAGAGGACAAGGCUCCCCAAGAUUUGCUACUGAUUUGGCUGACAAAAAUAGUAUGACCAGGCGGCAUUCACUUUCAUCUUCCUUUAAUAGUAAGUCAGGUUCAUUUUCCCCAAGAGCAGAACUAAUUUCCAUGGGCGGAAGAGGGGUGAUAAGGACUGAUAGAUCUCUGUCUUCUUCAAGGGACGGAACUGACAAGAUGAUGCAGCCUCAGUGGAGAAGGUGAUUUUAUGCAAUCUUUACUUCAAGGAGGUAAAGACGAAUAGAGUAAAAAGUAUGCUUGGAUGACAUUGCAGGCUUUCUUUACUCACCAUUAUAUCUUAUUUGUGGUCGUAGAUACAAAAGAGGGAUAUAUAUUUUGAUCAAGAGUCUUGUAUUGACUUUCUUUUAGUAAAGGAGUAUUUUUUGUGGGUAUAUAUUUACAGAUCUAAACUGAUGUACUGGUUUUUCACUUUUUCUAGCAACUGAUGUAUUGUUCAAACUUCAAACAAUUGUUUCAAGAAAGCUUAACUUUAUUCAGUAUCAA